GACAAUGAGGGUGUUUAAGACCUUGGUUCUUUUAUUUCUAAUACUUGUGGUGAGAGGUUCUAUGGUACAGCUGAAAAAUGGUGGCUAUGAGGAUAUUGUUAUUGCAAUUAACCCUGAGUUACCAGAAGAUCACAAUAUCAUUAGAAACAUACAGGACAUGGUCAAAGAGGCUUCUACUUACUUGUUCACUGCUACAAAACAGAGAUUUUUUUUCAAGGCUGUAAAAAUUAUAAUUCCUCUGCAUUGGCUGCCAAAACCUGAGUAUUUAAGUGCAAAAAGAGAGUCAUAUGAUAAGGCAGAUGUUAUCGUGGCUAAUCCUUCCUUGAAGUACGGAGAUGAUCCCUACACGCUGCAAUAUGGAGGAUGUGGGGAAAAGGGACAAUACAUUCAUUUCACUCCCAACUUCCUGUUAAAUGACAGUUUGCAUAACAUCUAUGGAUCACGAGCUAAAGUUUUUGUCCAUGAAUGGGCCCAUCUUCGUUGGGGAGUAUUUGAUGAAUAUAAUUACGAUGCACCUUUCUAUUUGUCUGUAAACUCUGGAAAAGAAACUAUUGAAGCAACUAGAUGUUCAGCUGAUAUCACUGGUAAAUAUAUAUUCCAAAGCUGCACAGGAAACAGCUGCACGAUAAGAGAAUGUGAAUAUGAUCAACAGACAAAGCUGUAUGAAGCUGGAUGUACAUUUGUACCAGAAAAAACACAAAAUGCCACAGCAUCUAUAAUGUACAUGCAAAGCCUCCCUUCUGUGGUUGAGUUCUGUGAUCAAAGUACUCAUAAUGAAAAGGCUACAAAUAUGCAGAACAAAAUGUGCAACUACAAAAGCACCUGGGAAGUAAUUAUGAAUUCUCCUGACUUCAGUAACUCCUCUCCAAUAAAUAGCGCAAGUCCUCCAUUUGAGACCUCCUUCUCAUUGCUGCAGACCAAAGACAGAGUAGUCUGUCUAGUACUUGAUGUUUCUGGGAGCAUGGAUUGGAAUAAUCGCAUUAAACGUCUGUCCCAAGCUGCAGAGUUAUUCCUGCUACAGAUUAUCGAAAUGGAUUCCUGGGUUGGAAUUGUCACAUUCCAUUCUAUAGCACAAAUUACAUGUCAUCUACAACAAAUAGUCAGUGUGGAUGUACGCCAGAAUCUUACCAAAUACCUGCCUACAACACCUGACGGAGGAACUAACAUCUGCGAAGGAGUCCUCAAAGGAUUUGAGGUGAUUAAACAAAAAUACUCUAAUCUCGAUGGUUCUGAAAUUGUACUGCUGACAGAUGGAGAGGAUAGGGGUAUGAGCAGUUGCCUUACGGAGGUGAAAAACAGUGGAUCGAUCAUUCACACCAUUGCCUUGGGGCCAAGUGCUGCUCCAGAACUAGAACAAUUUUCAGACAUGACAGGAGGCUUAAAGUUGUAUGCCACCGAUAUAGUUGAUUCCAAUGGCCUAACUGAUGCAUUCAGUGGAAUUUCAUCCAGAAGUGGAAAUAUUUUUGGACAGUCUAUUCAGCUUGAAAGUACAGCUCAGAGUGUCACAGUCAACCAGAGGAUGCAUGGUACAGUGACUGUAGAUAGCACUGUGGGAAAGGACACCUUCUUUGUAGUUACAUGGGAUCGAAGCACAUCUCCACCAGACAUUUUACUGUGGGACCCCAAAGAAAAAGAAUAUAGAACGUCAAGCUUCACAGUUAGUAAUAUAAACCUCCGAACAGCUCGAUUGAAUAUAGCAGGCACUGCAGAGGUGGGGAAUUGGUUAUAUAUGAUUCAAAAUAACCACACAGAAUCUCAAGUCAUAUCAAUGAUAGUAACCUCUCGACCAGCAUCUUUGACUGACCCACCAGUGAUUGUGAAAGCCCACAUGAAUAAGGAUACAAGCGCCUUCCCUAAUCCAAUGGUGAUUUAUGCAGAAGUUAGUCAGGGAUUUUCGCCUGUUCUUGGUGCAACCGUGAUGGCCACUGUUGAACAAGAGACUGGAUCUGCAGUGGAGCUCAGACUCCUUGAUGAUGGUUCCGGUGCUGAUAUUACCAAGAAUGAUGGAAUCUAUUCAAAGUACUUUACAUCUUUCAAGGGAAACAGUAGAUACAACUUAAAAUUGCGUGUCCAGGGGAGAAAUCAGACUGUCAGACUUAGCCACAGGCGGAGCCGAGCCUUAUAUGUUCCAGGCUACAUAGAAAAUGGUGAAAUCAAAAUGAAUGCACCGAGACCUGAACCUAGUGAUGAGGAAAUUCAACCAAAGCUGGGAAGUUUCAACAGAGUUGCAACAGGAGGUUCUUUUGUAGUGAAGAAUGUUCCAUCAGGAGGAAUUACUGAUGUGUUCCCACCCUGUAAAAUUACUGACCUUGAGGCUCAGUUUGAAGAAGACAAAAUUCACUUGUCUUGGACAGCUCCCGGGAAUGACUUAGAUGAGGGACAAGCUGACAGAUACAUAAUAAAAAUGAGUGAAAGUUUUCUGGUCCUAAGAAACACCUUUGAGGAUGCUACUUCAGUAAAUACCUCCAGUCUGGUACCUAAACCUGCUAGCACCAAAGAAUCAUUUCAGUUUAAACCAGAAAAUGUCACAAUAGAAAAUGGCACCAUAAUCUACUUUGCAAUAUGUGCCGUUGAUAAUGCCUCCCUAACCUCAGAGGUGUCUAAUAUAGUACAGGCAGCUCUGUUUGUCCCUCUAAAGGAAUCCUUGCCUGAUACGCUUCCUACUGAAUUUAUCACUAACAGUGUUCCUACACAGGGAUCCGUGCCUGUUACACUUCCUACUGAAGUAAUCACUAACAGUGUUCCUAAACAGGAAUUCUUGCUUGAUAUGCUUCCUAAUCAUGUUAUCAAUGAUGGUGUCAAUGUUUCAAUAAUAGUAAUUGGGUCUGUAAUAGCUGUAAUAGUUAUACUUACAGCUAUUAAUACAGCUAUCUAUAUUUUAUAUAAGAAAAAUAGAAAGGGAAGCUUUGAGCUCAGAAUGUCAUAAAACUAAUUGUAAGAUGAAAGCUCAGUAGGUAUUUAUCCUAAUUUGUUCUAUUUGUGAUUUUCAAAUUACAUAAGGAAAGACAAAUUUGUAAUGGAUUUGAAAAUUAAGUGCAUUGACUUUAAAAUAGAGGUGGAUUUAUAUGUAUUUUGAUCUGCUUUCAAUGAGUGUAUAGUAUGUUACAGUUCAUGUAUGUAGACUGAACAGUGAAUUUAAAAGUAUGUACUGAGUAAACUAAGACACAUCAGUAUAAUGUGUAGCAUAUAAAUAACAAUCUAAUUGUAUACUUUCAUUCUAAUCUUGCAAGAGUUCUGCAGUAUUAAGUAUUCUGUGGUUUUGGUUUUAUUUUUUAAAUAGAAAAAAAUCUUUCUAAUUUUGUUUUCCAGUUGCUUAGCAGUCAGGGAGGGGAGAUUUAAGAAAAAAAAUAGAUCUGUAAUCUUUGGUUUUCAUACAUUCGUUUCAGUGAUAUUCAAUGAGUAGGAAACAUAAAUGUAUACAUCUGUUGUUCUUGAGCUUGCAACUGCUUAGGUACAUGCAUAACAACUCUCAUCCUAUGACUAAUGCAGAUGUUUAAAUAUUCACAGGAUCAGGGCCAUAUGUUAUCCACAAAUGAGCAUAUGGAAAACACUUUUUACCUGACAAUCAUCAAACACACAUGCAACAUUCCAACUCUAAAUGACAGAACAAAAGCAAAAUAGUAGAAGAGAAAACACUAAAUUCCUAGGUAGCAGAAAUGUGCACGUGACCAAAGCGAAGGCAUGUAGCAUCCAGGAGGAAAAUCUAUUUAGCAAGUGACUUUUCAUUGGUUUUCCCCAUCUCCUGCAAGCCCAACUUGCAACUUCAUGAUCUGUGAUGUGACGCUCCAGAAAUGGGAAAGGAUCGCCCAUUCUUUGGAUAAUGAAAACAUCCAUCGUUACAUUAGAUGGAAUCAAAUUAUUUUAUAAGGUAUAUAAACCCUCAUGCUUCAGGUCAUCAGCUAAUCACUAGCAGGGGCUAGGGAGGAACUUUUUCAUGUGCAAAUUAUUCCAUAAUUGUCCACUAUGGGAUUUCUUGCUGCUUCCACUGACAUAUACUUAGAAAUAUUGGCCAGCAUGGAUACGCCUACACUCAGAUUUUUUACAACUGUAAUUAACUGACAGUUAGCUCAAGGUAGUUACCACAUUUGGACUACGCCUGGACCAAACAUUGGGGAAUGUCCAUGUUAGCUUUUACAAACAUAUUAAGUGAAAAUCACUAGUGAAGACAAGCCCUUUUGGAGAUGGGUAUCUGGGUUCAUGUGGACCAUGGAUCUGAUUGGGUAAUGUAAUUCCUAUGUUUCUGAGAUGGUUUUUUUAUGGCAUGAAGUGAAAGUAAGAAAUUGAAUUGAACUCUUAAUUGCUCUUCCCAAUAUAAGUCUCCGUUUUUGUUUUGGCUGGUGCAUGUUGGUGGCUUUCUUCACUUCUCUUGGGAAUAGGUGAAUGGGACAGAAGAGAGUGAUUAGUAGAAUAUCUGUGUAAUAAACAGAAGGCUUGGGUGCUUUAUGCACAUGUGUUAUGCAUAACAACAAUAAAACAAAACAGA
This is a messenger RNA of Mauremys mutica (yellowpond turtle), 4483 nucleotides long. RefSeq names its product calcium-activated chloride channel regulator 1-like. Gene Ontology annotation, molecular function: intracellularly calcium-gated chloride channel activity. The record is from RefSeq and is a predicted model, not a curated record. The transcript is spliced from 14 exons. Gene Ontology annotation, biological process: chloride transport. NCBI's taxonomy places the organism in Eukaryota, Metazoa, Chordata, Testudines, Geoemydidae. The coding region runs from base 5 to 2926 and encodes 973 amino acids.